This is a messenger RNA of Opisthocomus hoazin, 3042 nucleotides long. Lineage: Eukaryota; Metazoa; Chordata; Aves; Opisthocomiformes; Opisthocomidae. The record is from RefSeq and is a predicted model, not a curated record.
AUGUACAGAAGAGAGGACCUCAUGCAGAUUUCAAUUUGGUUUUGGGGUUUCUUUCUUUCUCUUUUAUUUUUGCAUGUUGGCAAAGCAGCGAAGCGGUUCAAAAAAACGCACCUGACGGCCGAGGACUGCGAAGAUCUCGCGCGGAGCGCGGAAGGUUCAUCCUCCCUGACGCAGCCGUUGAGUCAAAGACAAAGUAGAGGAGAUGUGAACAGGGGCCUCCAUCCCACCCACCGGACAAGGAGACGUCGAGGAGGCCAAGGUCAGCAGAGGAACAUCACCGAUUACUUCAGGAUCUCUCAAACACAAGUAGUUGCCGGUGGGAUGAAGAACAGAAGAAUCAAAGAAGAGCCACUGGAUCCUUUCUUCAUUGAAUCUGAUGAUUCCUUCAGCAGUGUCUCCACUGCGAUGGAGACCAGUGGUGAUUCCUGUUUCUUUCUGGAGGAUGAGGACCUCGUACCAGCUCCUGGGGAAAGCUCCAGAAAACGGCCUGUGUCUGCUGCAGCGGCAAGGAUUCACAAGGCAGAGCACGAUUUGUGGGGCGAGCUUGAGGAGAAGCCAGUGGUGGUUCAUCCAGAACACAGCCAGAUCAAGCAGGAACACAGCCAGAUCAAGCAGGAACUCGAUGAUAUGGAAAUCGAGCCAGUCCCUGAUGUGCAUUACGGACUCCUGGGCACUCGGAACUGGGAAGUGCCUCAGGGAAGUAUUGACGAGCUGCCCGUUGAAGUCCUUAGGAACAUCUUUGCUUUCCUGCCAGUGACUGAUCUGUAUCAGAACCUGAGCCUGGUGUGUCGCUGCUGGAGGGAAAUAGUCAGUGACCCACUGUUCAUUCCUUGGAAAAAGCUCUACCAUCGGUACCUGAUGAAGGAGGACAUGGCCCUGCGCAAAGUUGAACAGAUCUUGCAGGAUUUCGCCAUAACAAAGGAGCAGGAAGGGUGUGUGUUGGGGCUGAUCAGGUGAAUGGCUGCCAUACCCACCAGCCGGAAGGUAGAUCACAGCGCGGUUCUCCAGUGUUUGAGGAGUCAUCACCUCUUCUCAAAGGCUGAAGUCUGCGUCGCCAACAAGCUGCCACACUUACAGAGCAGGACAGGGGUAGGUUUAACAGCUAUUAACAGUGAUGGUUUCUCUUUUAUCCUUUCCACCAGGAUCCACUACAAUAUUUUCUACUGCUUGUAUCUGAUGGAGAAUUCUUCUGUCGCUGUGCAGACAGUAGAAGAGGAGACAGUGGCAUCGCGCUGCAGACAAGACUUAUGGUCUGGUAGCUGGCCUGAAUUAAAGCUGACCCAUGAACAGCAGAGAAUUUUGAAUCACAAAAUUGAGCAUGGUCAAAUAGUGAAAAUUAUGGCAUUUGCAGGUACAGGAAAGACCUCCACCUUGGUCAAGUAUGCGGAGAAGUUUGCCGAUCUGAAUUUCCUUUAUGUGACGUUUAACAAAGCUGUCGCAGAGAGGGGGAAAAGCGUCUUCCCCAGAAACGUGACGUGCAAGACUUUCCAUUCGUUAGCUUUUGGAAGUGUCGGCAAACACUAUAAAGAAAAAGGCAAGCUGAACUUCUCCAAACUGUCGGUUUACUCCGUGAGUUCCCUUAUCCGGAACCGCAAGGGGCAAUCGCUGUUCAUAAGAGGGAAAACGGUCUCGCAGACCCUUGAAAACUUCUUUGCUUCUUCAGAUGAAGAGAUCUGUGAAGAGCAUACUCCUAUUUGGUUCAAAGAUACUCACGGCCAGAGAAAACUCGUCAGUCAAGCAGAAAAGGAAAUCAGUGUGGAAGAGGCAAAAGAGAUAUGGCGCAACAUGAAGAAGCUGGAUGGGGAUGUAGAGAAGAAAUACAAGAUAACUUGUGAUGGGUAUUUGAAACUUUGGCAGCUCAGCAAGCCUCAGCUCUCAGGAUAUGAUGCCAUUUUUGUCGAUGAAGCACAGGACUGCACGCCAGCCAUCGUGGAUAUUGUGCUGUCACAGACAUGCGGCAUAAUCCUCGUGGGAGACCCUCACCAGCAGAUCUAUACCUUCCGUGGCGCUGUCAAUACCCUCUACUCAGUGCCUCACACACAUGUCUACUACCUCACCCAGAGUUUCAGAUUUGGUCCUGAAAUAGCUUACGUUGGAGCAACCAUCCUGGAUGUCUGCAAGAGGAUCAGGAAUAAGACGUUAGUGGGUGGAAACCAAAAAGGUGAUGUGAGAGGCGGCAUGGGAGGGAAGAUAACAGUCUUAUCACGAAGCAAUUUUAAUGUGUUCGAGGAUGCUGUGAAACUUACUGGAAGAGAGAGGCCAAUUAAAAUACACGUGAUCGGGGGCCUUGCCCGUUUCGGCCUGAGCAGAAUUUAUGAUAUUUGGAAACUCAGUCAACCCGCAGAUGAACGGAAAAAAGCAAACCUUGUUAUAAAUGACUCCUUUAUCAAAAAAUGGGAAGAAACUGAAGGUUUCUUCGGUUUAAGGGAAUAUGCAGAGCGCAUCGACGACAAAGAGCUGGAAGUGAAGAUUGAGAUAGUGGAGAAAUACAAAGAGCGGAUCCCUGAGCUGGUGCAGAAGAUCGAGAGGAGCCACGUGUCACAGCAAGCUGUGGCAGAUUACCUGAUAGGGACUGUCCACCAAGCCAAAGGCCUGGAGUUCGACACGGUGCUGGUUGCGGAUGACUUUGUGAAAGUGCCACGUCUCGGUGGCGAUUACCAGAGAAGAACGAACUUCAGUAUCGGCAUGUAUCCAGAGGAUGAAUGGAACCUGCUCUAUGUAGCAGUGACACGUGCAAAGAAGUAUUUGCUGAUGUCAGAGUCCCUGGAACACCUUUUAACGUUGGCUGGGGAGCAUUUCCUCCGGGUGGAGCUGAUGAGCGAGGCUGCGAAGGACGGGGCCGCUGCUGUUUGUUCCGUAUCACGGUGCUCGAAAACACUGCAGUCGGACUCCAGGCUGGUCGUGAAGAAGCUCCCUCUGACUCACAGCAACGGCAGCAGGGAUGCAGGUGGCUACCUUUGCCACGCUUGCACGCAGUGGCACUUCGGCUCUCUGACACCACUGAUCUUCCCAGCGCUCCAGGAACAGCCCAUCCAGCUCUAA